AUGAAGAAGAAAUACUCCGGCACUCUUCCCAUGCUGAAGGAAUUGUUCCCCGACUGGACCGACGAGGACCUCGUCUUUGCCCUUGAAGAUGCCGACGGUGACCUGGAACAGGCCAUUGAUCGCAUAACGGGAAGGCAAUGUCUCGCAAUGGGGGGAGAGGUCAAGAAGAAGACUGCAGACCGGCCCCGUCCCAAGCCCCAAGGAUGUACAGCCCUGCUCCCGCCCAGAAGACCCCGGCUCCUCCGGUCGGAGAAACCCACCGAGAGCACCGGUACGACUACGACCACGACCGUUGUGCCUGAAGCUACCAAGACCGAAAAGACCGUUAGUGCUCAGCCCGCAGCCGCCGAAGCGAUCGAGACUCCCAAGGAAGCUUCCAAGGACGUCCCGAAACCGAGUGGCGGCAACUGGGCGAGCCUCUUCGCCAAACCGGCUCCUCCCCCUCCUCAGCCUGUCCAGAAGAAACCCGCUCCGGCGCCCGCCCCUGUCCCUGAGAAGCCUGCGGCUCCUGAACCUACUCCGGCACAGAAAGCUCCCGAACCUGCUCCCGUUCCCGUUCCUGCUCCGGUCCCAGUCCCCAUCCCCGCUGAAAAGGCCCCCGAACCAGCCAUCCCUCAACCUACUGAAGCUCCCGCUCCCGCUCCUGCUCCUUCGACCGACGUCACUCCCCCCAAGGAUGAUUUGACGAAGAACAACCUUGCUCAGAUUCCCGAUGUCUCUCCUCCGGCUCCCACCGCCACCGCUGCCAGCACGGUCGGCAGCGCCCUUGAUGCCAACGCGGCUGCGGCCUCCACCCCCGCCCGUGGAGCGCCUGGCCUGUACCCGACCAGUGCCUUCAAGCACAGCGCUCGGGGACCUGGUGCCCAGCGUCGUGUGAUGGAACAGCAGGAAGCUGUUGUCAUGCCCGGCAACCACGCCGUCGACCGCGCGGCGGUGCAGUUCGGCAGCAUGGGUCUGAACGGUGACGCUGCCGAUGUUGAUAUCGACGAGAACCGCGAGGAUGCCGAGACUCGCGCUCAACCUCCCCAACACUCCCCCGUGGCACCCCGUGCCUCGCUUCCUCCUUCCACCCAGCCUCAGGCGUCGACUGAGACUCCCACUGUCUCUCGUCCUGCCCCGGGACUUCCUCCCGUCCCUCAGGCCUCGGCCGACUCCUCCUUCACCGACUUCGCCCGCUACACCGAUGCGCAGAAGCCUUAUGACCCGUUCAGCCAACAGGUCACUCAACCUCAGCCUCAGAUCCAGGAGCCCUUCGCCAACCAGGCUCCCGUCCAGCCCACCGUCACCACCGGCAGCGAGUACUCUCCUUUCUACACCAUGGACCAGCGUUUGCCCUACAACUACUAUGGCACCUACGGUCAGUCCCAGGAUGCCACCGGUACUCAGCGCGCUGCCGCUGGCUUUGGGCCGGUGUCGGGUGCGGAAGUUCAGCCUCACGUCCCCGCGACCCAGCCUCCCGCUGGCCGAUAUGGUCACGUUGACGCCCCGAACAGCGGUCACACCACGCCUAACCCCACCCUCCCCGGUGCGACCCAGGCUCCGGCCGCCCAGCACAUGCCGGGACAGGCCGCCUAUGGAUACAACUACCCCUACUUCUCGAACCCUCACUAUGCGUCGUACAUGAGCCAGAUGAACCAGCACCAGUAUGGCCGCAACCGCCCCAUGUAUGACGAUGCCCGGCGGUAUGACGAUCAUUACAUGCCUCACAGCCAGUAUGGCUACGGCAGCCAAUACGCCCCUUACGGCAAGGCGGGCAUGUACGGACAGCCCCACGCCUUCUCCUACGACCACUCCUCGUCCCCCGCGACCGCUGGCAGCUUCAACCAGGCGAUGCCUGGCCGUGAGACCAUGUACGGUCGGACCGGAUCGGCCCAGCCCUCGGAGAGCCAGCAGACGGCCGCCGGCUCUAACGCGUUCGGCGGCAGCAUGUCCGACGUCUUCGGCCGCUCCCAGGGCAGCUUUGGUCAGAACCAGCCCAUCUCGCAGCAGCCUCCCGUGACGACGGAAGAGACGAAGAGCUUUGACACUCCCAAGGCGGGUGGUCCCAGCCCGUCGCUGGCUCAGGCCAACCGGCCGGGCUCCGCCACGAACAGCGUCCCUGGCCAGCCCCAGGCGCAGACCGGACUGCCCCCGCUUCAGGGCCAGCAGGGCCAGCAGGGCUUCGGUGCUUACCCCCAGCUGAACCCCCAGUAUGGAGGACUGGGUUCUCUGGGUGGUCACCAGGCCGCGGCCACUCAGACCCAUCACCAGGCGACUGCCUAUGGUAACUACGGAGGAGCGGGAUUCGCCAACUACUACGGGAACACCGGACGUGGCGGCUGGGGAGGUAAUUACGGUCACUAA
Messenger RNA from Aspergillus terreus NIH2624, 2343 nucleotides. Its product is annotated as putative RNAPII degradation factor Def1. Gene Ontology annotation, molecular function: ubiquitin binding. The record is from RefSeq and is a predicted model, not a curated record. Gene Ontology annotation, cellular component: nucleus; cytoplasm. NCBI's taxonomy places the organism in Eukaryota, Fungi, Ascomycota, Eurotiomycetes, Eurotiales, Aspergillaceae. The transcript has 3 exons. The coding region runs from base 1 to 2343 and encodes 780 amino acids.